GUGUGAUCCGUGAACGUGGAUGCUUUGUUGCUCAGCGCCUCAGUAUCGAUACGAUAGGUGGAUACUGAUUACAAUACACACAAGGCCCGAAGUUUUGUCUGGUUAGAUUUUGAAUUUCCUAGUCACUGAAAAAAAUGGCAAACUUUCUGCAUGUCGCACUGUUUUUGGUACUUUGGAUUUUUGGAUUAUACACAACAAGUGGACAAGCCGAAGACGAGGCCGCAGAAGAUAGGAACCAAAGAUUGAUGGAGCUCACACCCGACUGUCGCGCGUGCGUCAGAAAUUCCGUCUGUGUUAACGGAGAAUGCAGGUGCAAGGCCAGCCAUAUCGGUAACCCUUACUUCAUCUGUUACCGGCCACGUCAGGGUUACUGCAGCCUUGUAAACGAUCCUGGCCUGCACACGCUGUCCAAAGAGUGGACACGGGUCCAUAUAGUAGGGUCAGCCAAGUUGACCGAUGUCGUGGUCAGGCGGAGGUCUGGCCCCAGUCAGCUGACCGUAUGGGUAAUCUCGCAGAGGUGGAGGGGCAAGAAUUUCGUCAGCGCCGUGCAGUUUCAGGUCAUUCGGACCAUUGACUCCAAAACGUUUGUGAGACAAGGGCGUAUGGUGGGAUAUUACGAUACUCUUUACCAGACCUACAGAUGGGACAUUUAUCAGUCGAGCGAGGAAGAUGACGGGAAGUUUGUGUACGUUCAUUCACUGAGGAGCAGUAGUAAUAUCCGGUCCCGCUACCUGGCAUUGUUCUGGCCGCGGUGUGGCGCCUACUUCAAGGUCAUCAACGCUGGUUUCCUGAGGCUCGAGCUGGACUGUGCUGCAGGUGUUCAGGUCGGCUUCCGACCUUUGAACCCGCUGGAUAAUUCCAGCAUCCCGGGCGUCUGGAUAGUGCUGUACAAGAAAAUGGAGACGGAUUUCGUCAACAGCACCCAGGACGAGCAGUCCCUUUGUCUAGACUUCCAGCAAACUCUCUCCGCUUUGGUCUUCAACACUGGCAUCGUCAACACAGAAGACGCCGCCACCUUCCAAGGACUGACCAACGGAGACCUACUCGACUUCCCCGACGCCCCGGGAAACCUCGGACACCUGCGGGAUGUUCUAAGGGGGUGCUCGACCUUCAGACGCAACGCUUUGUUCGCGUAUGCCGGGUUUAUGCUGAAGGCUGCGCGGUUUGUGAAUUGUAUCUCCGAGUCUCCGCAUCAGGAUAGCGUGGUCAAUCUCUUCCUGGACGCUGCGAAGUUCUUCUGUGAGGGGGACCAACAGGCGUGCAACAACACGCUUGAUGCCAUCACAAGCAGGUGCCUGCAUUUGGUUGAGGAGAUCCCACCUUUAGGGUACUACAUCAACUUUGGUUGCAAUUUUUAAGAAUAGCAAACACCUGAAAAAUAGGAACAUUAAAACAGUAGGCCUACAUAUUAAACAAUCAUAUAAAACAAAACAAAAAUAAGGAACACCCAAAUAACACAUUUAAAACAAAUGCAUUCAAACUUCGACUGAAAAAAAAAUUUAAAUAAAAAAACAACAACACCGGAAAUUAAGAAAGAUCAAAACAACACAUGUUAAACAAUCAUACGUAGUCAUAUUUUGGCCGGAAAAACAAUACAAAACAAAAUAAACAGCAAAUAAACAUAGGAACAUCCAAAUAACACAUUUGAAACAAUCAAAUACUCUCAAACUUCGGCUGAAAAAAAAGUAAAUGAAAACAUCAAAACAGCACAAAUAAAACAAUCAUACGUAGUCAUAUUUCGGCCGGAAAAAAACAAAACAAAAACAACUACAACAAAUAAACAUAGGAACAUCCGAACAUCAAAACAACAUAUUUUAAACAAUCAAACGUAUUCGUAUUUCGGAUGAAAAAAUAAAAACAUAAACGUAUUAAAAUUUAAAUAUCACAUAUAAAAAUUGAAUUAUAAAUCAUAUUUUUGUCGAAAAAAACAAACAAACAAAUACAACAAAAAAAAAAACAAAAAAAAAACGCAACAACAACUUAGUAACAACUAAACACCACAUUUGAAACAAUGGAAGGUUGUCAUAGUUCGGCACUAAAAAACAAAUACAACAAAAAUAAAAAAAAAAACAAAUAUAGGAACAGCCGAACACCACAUUAAAAAAUAUUCAUACAUACACCUUGUUUGACUGCUACUUUUUCCUUAAUUGUUUGAGACAUAGAUUAGAAAUUUCCAGUGUCUCGCAUUUUUAAACUUUCAUUUAAAUUUAACCAUUCUUUAAACAACAGUGUUUUGCACGCAAUGAAAUUGAAAUAAUACAUUUUAAACGAAAACGUAUUCAAAAUUACAAAUUGCUUUAACAGUUCAACGCUUAAAUAUGCAAUCGUGAAACAAGUAUACUAUGAAUAAACCCAAAAUUUCCCAUUUCAAACAUACAAGUACGUAUACAACAUAAAAUCUAGGCCAAUGAAUUUGCAAUGUUUUACAGUAUUAUAUUAUUAUGUUGAUAUCGCGAACAAAGAAAAAAAAACGAGAAAUGUAAAUUAACUGUAAAUUAAUAUUUAAUAAACAUGUCAAUGUAAUUAGAGUUCAAACAAGGUUUGCGUUAUGUAAACAAUUCUUUUGUUUAUAUUCGAGUUUAACUAUUUAAAAAAUAAAUCAAAUUCUUUUUCGAAUAACUCAUGCAUUUCAAUAAAAAAAGAGUUGCAUUUUAUUUUA
This is a messenger RNA of Physella acuta, 2659 nucleotides long. RefSeq lists its product as uncharacterized. Lineage: Eukaryota; Metazoa; Mollusca; Gastropoda; Physidae. The record is from RefSeq and is a predicted model, not a curated record.